UACGCUGAUCCUGCUGGGUGAUCCCAACUUCCGGCGUAAGAGGAGAAGUGUCUCACACGAUUACUGUGACGAGGCCUCACCCGUAGCUCGUCCAACGGGGUUUCGGUUCAGGAGCCAUGGCCCUGUGAUCGCCAGCAACUUAGCUCGUCAACUUUUUUGUUUUAUAUAAAAGAAAGGAAUAAACGUCGCUGCUAACGACGCUUUGACUAAACGCCACACCGGCAGAGCCACAGGUUUGAACGUCACCCCCCGCGACUGCCAGCUAGUUAGCUAGCUAAAGACGCAGCUAGCUAUUUAGCCAACCCAGCACCUCUAAAUUAGCUCCUGGUGUCCGUUUCAAGAUGUCAACGGCGGGGUUCAACUCUCAGAAUGGGACGGGGACGGGGCAGGCAUAUGCGAACGGUCCAUCACAGAAUCCAGUUGCCAUGCAGCAGCUCCCAGGGGUCAGCUAUGGCAUGACCCACCAACCAAUCUACAAUCCAAUGCAGUCCAAAGCUCCCGCACCCCCCGGCCCUGGACUUUACCCCUCUGGGGCAUAUCAGCCUAUUCCCCCAGGCAGCUCCUACCAGCCUGGCCAACCGCCCACUUCCUACCCAGCUCCCCUAGGCCAGCCAUUGUUGACCAGGCCUCAAAUGGGUGUUCCUCCAUCACAUACCCCUCCUCAGUCUGCCAGCCCUGGUCCCAGGCCGUCCCUUGCACAGGCCACACCGCCCCCUCCUGCAGCAUCCUCUAGUAGCUACUAUCCAAACCCCCAGCAGCUGCAGCCCAUGGCUCCAUCAUGGCAGUACAACACAGCUCCCCCACCAAUGGGGCCACCCACUUCCACAAGCACGCCUCCCCGAGGCCCUGUGGCAAAUCACGUGAACCCAUCUUCAAGUUCAACAGUCCCACCGCCACCACUGUCAUCAGCAGCAUACAGCUCAGGCCCCGGGAUGCCCCCUACCAGCCUGCAAGGAUAUAACCAGCCAGGCAUGGCUCCUCCACAAAUGAAUACCAUGGCUUCCCACACAUACCAUCCAAGCAGACCUGCCUAUGGGCCCCCAACUUCAGGACACCCAAAUUCAGGACCCCCACCCACAGGCCUACCACCUACAGGACUCCCACCUACAGGACCCCCACCUACAGGACUCCCAUCCACAGGACUCCCACCCACAGGCCUCCCACCUACAGGACUCCCACCUACAGGCCCACCACCUACAGGACUCCCACCUACAGGCCCACCACACUCCAUGAAACAUACACCACUUCCCACUGGACCCCCAGUGGCCAAUGUCACACCUCCUCCACCCAGAGCUGAUGCUCAGUGCGGGGCGACUUUUAACAGCACUCAGUCCCCCACUGAGCCCGACUGCCAGCAGGGGGAUAUUGAAUGUCCAGGAGCUGUGGCCGGCAAUGGUCCCCAAUCAUCAAACAGCUAUAAUCAUGUUGACAACAUAAUGGCUGGUCCUCCCCAGCACGGACCACCUGGUCGGCACUUGGGCCACUACCCCUCCCUCCCCCCUGGGUACCAGAACACACCGGCUCCACACAAAUCCCCCUCCCCCAUGCACCCUGCGAUGCAAAGCGCCACACAGCCUUACACUCAAUCAUCUCAGGCAUACCAGCAGCCACCUGGUGGCCCAGGGCCAGCCCAACUGAGCCCGUCCAUGGCGGCCAUGAGCCUCCAGUCCAGUACCCCAGAGGCACUAAGAGUGGUCAACCUGCUGCAGGAGAGGAACCUGCUGCCACCAAGCCCGACCCCUCCCCCAACACCCUGCCUGCCCCAGGACCUGCAGAAGAUUAACUGUAACCCAGAGGUUUUCCGUUCUACGCUGACCAGCAUCCCUCAGACACAGUCGUUGCUCAAUAAAGCCAAGAUGCCGCUGGGCCUGCUGCUCCACCCGUUCAAAGACCUCACGCAACUUCCUGUGGUGACUUCCAGCACCAUCGUCAGAUGUCGGUCCUGCAGAACCUACAUUAACCCGUUUGUCACCUUCCUGGACCAGAGGAGGUGGAAGUGCAACCUGUGCUAUCGGGUCAAUGAUGUUCCGGAAGAGUUUAUGUACAACCCAGUCAGCAGAUCGUAUGGAGAACCACACAAAAGACCUGAGGUCCAGAACGCCACCAUUGAGUUCAUUGCUCCUUCAGAGUAUAUGCUGAGGCCACCGCAGCCGGCUGUUUACCUCUUUGUUCUGGAUGUAUCCCACAAUGCAGUGGAGACAGGCUACCUGAAUGUGUUCUGUCAGUUGCUGCUGGAAAACAUCAACACGCUUCCUGGAGACUCGCGGACGAAGGUAGGCUUCAUCACCUUCGACAGCACCAUCCACUUCUACAAUCUUCAGGAGGGACUUUCUCAGCCUCAGAUGCUCAUCGUGUCUGACAUUGAAGAUAUCUUUUUACCAACACCAGACAGCCUUCUCGUAAACCUCAAUGAGUGCAAAGAACUUGUGCAGGAUCUCCUGAGGAGUCUGCCAAAUUUAUUUCAAAAGACUAUGGAGACUCAAUCUGCCCUGGGAUCAGCUCUGCAAGCAGCCUUCAAGCUGCUGUCGCCCACUGGAGGGCGUAUGUCUGUCUUUCAGACACAACUGCCAAACCUGGGUGUGGGGGCGCUGCAGUCCAGAGAGGACCCCAACCAGCGAGCGUCUGCCAAGGACAUCCAGCAUCUAUCUCCAGCGACAGACUUCUACAAGAAGCUGGCUCUGGACUGCUCCGGCCAGCAGGUGGCUGUUGACCUGUUCCUGCUCAGUGCUCAGUACUGUGAUCUGGCUUCACUUGGCUGUAUUUCGAGAUACUCAGCAGGGAGCGUUUACUAUUACCCGUCAUACCACCACCAGCACAGCCCUGCUCAGGUGGAGCGCUUCCAGAAGGAUCUGAAGAGAUACUUAACCAGGAAGAUCGGCUUUGAGGCCGUCAUGAGGAUACGCUGCACUAAAGGUAUGUCCAUCCACACGUUCCACGGAAACUUCUUUGUGCGCUCGACAGAUCUGUUGUCGCUCCCUAACGUGAACCCGGACGCUGGCUUUGCUGUUCAAAUGUCCAUCGAGGAAAAUCUGGACGACAUGCAGGCUGUCUCUUUCCAGGCCGCCCUGCUUUACACCUCCAGCAAAGGAGAAAGGAGGAUCCGUGUCCACACCUUGUGUCUCCCUGUGGUCAACUCUCUGUCAGAUAUCUUUUCUGGGGCAGAUGUUCAGGCCAUUACUGGGCUGCUGGCUUGCAUGGCUGUGGAUCGUUCAGUGGCUGCCAGUCUGGGUGACGCCAGAGAUGCGAUGACCAACGCUGCUAUUGACUCGCUGUCGUCAUACCGACAGUCUGUGUUGACCAUCCAGCAGCCCGGCCUGCUGGCCCCGGCCUGCCUCAGACUCUUCCCCCUUUACGUCCUCGCCCUGCUCAAACAGAAAGCCUUCAGGACGGGCACCAGCACCAGACUGGAUGACCGAGUGUUUGCCAUGUGUCAACUGAAGUACCAGCCACUGGUCUACGCCAUGCUGAUGAUCCAUCCUUCUCUGUACCGCAUCGACGACUUGAACGAUGAGGGAGCUUUGAACAUCAACGAGCGGACCAUCCCUCAGCCCAGAGUGCAGCAGCUGUCUGUGGAGAAGCUCAGCAGGGAUGGAGCUUUCCUCAUGGACGCUGGAUUAGUGAUUUAUCUGUGGAUCGGACGGAACUGCCACACCAACUUCCUCUCACAAGUCCUGGGAGUUCCCAGCUAUGCUGCCGUGCCUGAAAACUUGUAUAUGCUCCCGGAGCUGGACACUGCCGAGUCGCAGAGAACCAGGGCUUUCAUUGGUUGGCUGAGGGAUCAGAGGCCGUUCUUCCCCUCUGUGCAUGUCAUCAGGGACGAGAGCCAGCUGAAAAACAGCUUUAUGCAGAACAUGAUCGAGGACCGAACAGAGUCGGCCCUGUCGUACUACGAGUUCCUGCUUCACAUCCAACAGCAAAUCUCCAAAUAAUCUUCAGUGGGACUGUGGAGAUGAAGGAACACUGAAGCAAGGAUGCCCAUCAGUGUAUGUGUGCGCGUAUAUAUGUAUGUGGUGUGUGUGUGCGUGUGUGUGUGUGUGGCUGACUCGAGGAUGCCUCUUGCUCCAUUUCCAGCUGUGGUCCACCAUCUCUCUGAGGGAAAAACCUUCUGCGCUGAACUGAUGUGAAUCGUCACUCAAAUCAAACAAUGUGACGAACAAUGCAAAGACAGUGUGACAAAGAAACAUGUUUGAUGCUUUUUUUUGGCACUUUUUACCCAGCUGAAGAGAUGCAGCGGAAGAAAAAUAAGCAAGAAAUCCACGCCGACGAUAAUUAUGUUUGUUUGUCAGUGAUCGAAAGGAUCAGUGUUUAUUCUCAUAGAACAAUGCUGUCUGACUAAGGCAGCGCUUGGGUAGUGGCAGGAAUGGGAUGGUGUCAUGUGUUUUUGUUCCAAAAGCACACGUCUUUACCAAAACAAAUCAACCGUUAUGUAUGUUCGUAUGCGUGUCUGCUUCAGGUUUCUUAGGAGGGUUUGUAUGUCUGCGCUUGAAGACUGUUAUUGGGUGUCACCUGGAGUAUCUGCAUACAGAACACCUGAGCUCUAACAACACUCUAAUAUCGUACCGUAAAGACAGAAGGUGAGCUUUUUAUUUCUCAGUCAUUAUAAGUGUGUGUCGAACAAACGCGUAGACGCUGUCGGUAACAGGCUGAAAUGUUUGGAGGCGGAUGGAGCUCUCGGUCACUGCUGCCUUGAAUGUGUGGACUCAGCAGUGAAAAGUAGUUUUCAUUGGUCUGAUCUGGCAUCUUCUCCCUCUCUGGACAGGCAGAACACCUCUGAUGACAUCUUUGUUCUAUUUGUUUAUUUCUCUUUUUCCGAUUGUUUAAUUUAUGAGACUCCCUAACUGAUUAAAUUCUAUAAUUGCCUUGUAUGGGAACUCAGUUUUAUUAUGAAACCUCUGUUUAAAUACAGACUCUACAUAUGGAAUAUUUUAAUAUAAUAGGAUAUGGGAAAUUCUUUAACACAGACAUAACAAAGCCAUUGUUUUAACCAUGCUUAUUGAUACUUGUAUAUGAAGAGACUGCAUUAUAUAAAAGUGACAAAAUGCAGAUGAUUUUAGUAUAAAUAUCAUGGUGAAAUGACGCUAAGAAAAUAAAAUGUUUGGCACUUUUUAAAUGUAGUUUGUGUGUUGGUGGCUGAACAGUGUUUAUUCAGUGGAAAUGAAGACAAAAAACCACAAUAUGGACCAAUAUUGUCAAUAUUUCUCUUGACUGCGGUUGAAGUGAAGGUUUUUAAUUUGGUCUGAUUUCAUAUACGGUUUGUAAUCUAUGUAUUAUAUUAGCAGAAAUGUAUUUAGAGCAAAGAGAUAUGUUUUGGUCUUCAUGCACAAAUUGUCUUUCAUAAAAAAACUGAUCAAAAUAAAACUAUAGCCUGUGUUUGUACAGAGUAAAUCACA
This is a messenger RNA of Hippoglossus stenolepis (Pacific halibut), 5390 nucleotides long. RefSeq names its product SEC24 homolog A, COPII coat complex component (gene sec24a). Bases 342 to 3929 code for a protein of 1195 amino acids. Gene Ontology annotation, biological process: endoplasmic reticulum to Golgi vesicle-mediated transport; COPII-coated vesicle cargo loading; intracellular protein transport. Gene Ontology annotation, molecular function: zinc ion binding; SNARE binding. NCBI's taxonomy places the organism in Eukaryota, Metazoa, Chordata, Actinopteri, Pleuronectiformes, Pleuronectidae. Gene Ontology annotation, cellular component: COPII vesicle coat; endoplasmic reticulum exit site. The record is from RefSeq and is a predicted model, not a curated record. The transcript has 24 exons.